AUGAACGACGGGGUGUGUGAACCUCUCGCCGUCCCCAUCGCGAGGUCUUAUCCCAUUACGACUGUACAAUUUCUUGUCACAGGCGGGUUAGUCACGUGCCCUUGGGGCUCAGAAGUUGCCGGUGCACCCAGCGCGGCUUAUGCGAAGCGACAGCCGGAGAGUGCGACGAACUGGAUGGAUACAACAUCAUGCCAAAUGCCAUGA
Penicillium mononematosum is the source of this 204-nucleotide messenger RNA. RefSeq lists its product as uncharacterized. The transcript has a single exon. Lineage: Eukaryota; Fungi; Ascomycota; Eurotiomycetes; Eurotiales; Aspergillaceae. The coding region runs from base 1 to 204 and encodes 67 amino acids. The record is from RefSeq and is a predicted model, not a curated record.